Colletotrichum spaethianum is the source of this 1911-nucleotide messenger RNA. Its product is annotated as dolichyl-phosphate-mannose--protein mannosyltransferase 1. Gene Ontology annotation, molecular function: dolichyl-phosphate-mannose-protein mannosyltransferase activity. Bases 1 to 1911 code for a protein of 636 amino acids. The transcript has a single exon. NCBI's taxonomy places the organism in Eukaryota, Fungi, Ascomycota, Sordariomycetes, Glomerellales, Glomerellaceae. Gene Ontology annotation, cellular component: endoplasmic reticulum; membrane. Gene Ontology annotation, biological process: protein O-linked glycosylation via mannose. The record is from RefSeq and is a predicted model, not a curated record.
AUGUCGUACCACGACAGCUCUGAUGGGCUCCUCUCUGAUCAUCUUCGGUACGAUACUCGCGUCUUCCCGAACACUAGAGCUGUUACUAACGCCUUGCUAGAGAACGGCCUUCUUACCCAAGCCCGUCUUAUUCUCCUCGACUCUCCGCUCAUGGUUGCGACCGCCUUCACCGCUCUCUCCUUCCAGUCCUUUACGAACCAGCAUGAACAAGGUCCCGAAAAGGCUUUCCAGCUCAGCUGGUGGUUCUGGCUGCUGAUGACUGGUCUGGGCUUGGGAACGACAGUCAGCAUCAAGUGGGUAGGUCUGUUCACAAUUGCCUGGGUGGGGAGCUUGACCCUCGUCCAGCUCUGGGUUCUUCUUGGAGACACCAAGAAUGUCACGCCGCGCCUCUGGGCCAAGCACUUCAUGGCUCGUGCCUUCGCCCUGAUCAUUAUUCCUGUCGGCUUCUACAUGGCCAUGUUCGCCAUCCACUUCCUCUGCCUGGUCAACCCGGGUGACGGUGACGGUUUCAUGAGCUCCGAGUUCCAGUCCACCCUCAACUCUAAGGGCAUGCAAGACGUCGCGGCGGACGUCGCCUUUGGCAGCCGCGUUAGUAUCAGACAUGUCAACACUCAGGGUGGUUACCUGCACUCCCACCCGCUCAUGUACCCCACCGGUAGCAAGCAGCAGCAAAUCACCCUUUACCCCCACAAGGACGAGAACAAUCUCUGGCUUCUCGAGAACCAGACGCAGCCCCUUGGAAUCAACGGCGAGCAGAUCAACGGAACUCAGGCUUGGGACAACCUUCCCGAGCCCGUCUUCAUCAAGGACGGGGAUGUUGUUCGCCUGUACCACACGCCCACCUUCCGCCGCCUGCACUCUCACGACGUUCGCCCUCCUGUGACGGAGGCUGACUGGCAAAACGAGGUUUCUGCAUACGGUUAUGAGGGCUUCGAGGGUGACGCCAACGACCUAUUCAAGAUCGAGAUCGUGAAGCAGAAGUCGCUCAGCCCUGUUUCCAAGGAACGCCUCCGCACCAUCGAGACAAAGUUUAGACUGGUUCACGUCAUGACUGGUUGCGUUCUCUUCUCCCACAAGGUCAAGCUCCCUGAGUGGGCUUCCGAGCAACAAGAGGUUACAUGCGCUAGAGGAGGCACGCUUCCCAACAGCUUGUGGUAUGUUGAGUACAACGAGCACCCCCAGUUGACCGGUGACAAUGUUGAAAAGGUCAACUACCGUAACCCUGGCUUCUUUGGCAAAUUUUGGGAGCUCCAGAAGGUUAUGUGGAAGACCAACGCCGGCUUGGUCGAAUCCCACGCCUGGGACUCUCGUCCUGGCGCAUGGCCGCUUCUCAAGCGCGGCAUCAACUUCUGGGGCAGGGACAACCGUCAGAUCUACCUGUUGGGCAACCCCGUCGUGUGGUGGAGCUCCACCCUUGCAGUUGUUGUCUACGUUCUUUUCAAGGGCAUUGCGACUCUCCGCUGGCAACGCAACUGCAACGACUAUGCCAACACCACCUUCAAGCGCUUCGACUACGAGAUCGGCACUGCCGUGCUAGGCUGGGCUUUCCACUACUUCCCUUUCUACCUGAUGGAUCGUCAGCUGUUCCUCCACCACUACUUCCCGGCCCUUUACUUUGCGGUCAUGGCGUUCUGCUCAACAUUUGACUUUGCUACGGCUCGGAUUUCCCUUGGUGGCAUCCGCAACAACCCCGUAAUCAACCGCGUUAGCGCCGUCGCCUUCUUGGCUCUCACUAUUGUCGCUUUCGUGCUCUUCUCGCCUCUGGCUUACGGCAACCCCUGGACCAAGGCCGAGUGCAACCGUAUCAAGGUCCUUGGCUCAUGGGACUUCGACUGCAACGCUUUCCAUGACAACGUAAGUAAUAUUGAUGCUUUUAUCCCGGGUAGAGGCAUGCCGGAAAGAGGGUUGUGA